Amborella trichopoda is the source of this 804-nucleotide messenger RNA. RefSeq names its product protein MAINTENANCE OF MERISTEMS. NCBI's taxonomy places the organism in Eukaryota, Viridiplantae, Streptophyta, Magnoliopsida, Amborellales, Amborellaceae. Gene Ontology annotation, biological process: meristem development; meristem maintenance. The record is from RefSeq and is a predicted model, not a curated record.
AUGGAGGAUACCCAGGAGGUCCUCAGGACCCUAGUUUGCUGCAACUUCAUCCUGAACAUGCAUCAUAUUUUAUAUGAGAAUGACAGAUAUACUCGAGCAUAUAUGCUCUUCCUCAUUAGUGUCACCAUAUUCGCUUAUGCAUCAGUUUCAACUAUGUCAACGAGGUACUUGCAGUUUUUUAAAGAUAUUGAGGGAGCUAGUACAUAUGCUUGGGGUGCUGCAGCCCUUACAUUCUUCUAUCACUCACUUGGAAAAGCUUGCACUUUCAAGCAAAGACAUUUUAAUGGUUCAGCCACUCUCAUACAAGUAAGUUGGAAUCCUCAUUUCAAGCUUGAGGAGGACAUUCCAGAUGAUAGGCAGCAAGCAUAUCAAACUGCAAUGUGCAUUACAACACUGAUAUUUGACGAUAUUGUCGAGUCGAACAUACCAGAUCGAGUACGCCGACAAUUUGGAGCUAAACAUGGCAUUCCUAGAAAUCCCUCGGUUGUUAGUAAGAGAGAUAACAGACAAGGUGAAAAGCAAGAUUGGCGAACUGUGAAUGCAAACAAAAUCGCUCACUGGUUGUCUCGCCAUGACUGCAUGAUGCCUGAAAUUAUAGAAGAUACUGACAAUGGGUUGCCUUUAGAGGAGUACAAGGUCUGGUACAACUUGGUGUCUCAUCCUCUAAUACAUAAUGUCACUAACUCACCCAAAAACAUAUUACAACCUCAUAUCCAAGAAGAAGAAGAUGCGGUUCAUGUUCAUGAACCACAGUAUAUAAUGAGACCUCGAGGUUAUGAGGACCAGUUGGUAGGUUUAUAUUGA